Messenger RNA from Asterias rubens (European starfish), 3908 nucleotides. RefSeq lists its product as uncharacterized. Lineage: Eukaryota; Metazoa; Echinodermata; Asteroidea; Forcipulatida; Asteriidae. Gene Ontology annotation, cellular component: membrane. Gene Ontology annotation, molecular function: netrin receptor activity. Gene Ontology annotation, biological process: netrin-activated signaling pathway. The record is from RefSeq and is a predicted model, not a curated record. The transcript has 5 exons. Bases 213 to 3008 code for a protein of 931 amino acids.
AUUCUCGUUUCAUUUUUGUCACUCACAUACUUUUAUUGCUAGGUAGUGAUACUCAACUUGGAAACAAAUUAUUGACUCGGUAAUUAAUUCUUAUGAUCAUGUUUUUGUUUCAGAAGUUCUGCUGCUGAAUUCGAGGAAAUCAAAACCAGAGAAAGUUCAGCCCAUCCAGUUUAGAUAAUGAACACGAGAAAAGACUUUAGAGAUCUCCUAAUAUGACUUUGAUCAUGUCGUCCAACAUGCAGGGUCCAUUUGAAAGCUAUAACUCCACUAGGCCUAAUAAGCUGAUCAACGAAAUUAACGAAAAGCUGAAACACCGCUCUAAAAGCAAAAACUCUGAUUUUGAGUCUCGUGAUUCAGUAGAAAGUCUGGAUAAAAGCGAACAAUGCAGCACUGACAGUGUGACACCAACAAAUAAAUCACGUUUCAACAAAUCACCCUUUAAGAGUUUUUUUAAAAGAGAAAAUAAACCAGCAUUGAAAACAAUAAGUGCUGAAGUUCCACCGCAAAAAGAGCCUGAAAACUUGUAUUAUGUGCCUGCUGGGGAUGAUCAAGUAAAUCCCAGUGUUUCAUCCAGAAAUGUUCAAGAUGAAGCAGACAUCUAUGAAGAAGUUCAAGUCCCAAGUCCAUCAUUGGAUAAAACUACAACAGAAAAAGAGAUCGGGAGCCGCUACCAAAAUAUUACAGCGCGCCAUCUACGUUCGGAAGUUUGUCCAGACCGUAAGAACAGAAAACAGUCGUACAGUGUAAACAACUUGCCAGAUGACGGCGAGGUAUCUGAACAUGGUGGAAGAAAACCUGAGUUAGAAUUACAUGAUACCGAGGCUUGGGGUCAUACUUAUGAUAGUAUUGAUCAAGAUGAAAAGCAUUCAGGGACUAACGCCAACCUCAAGGCUGAACGUGUACCCAAGGCUGUACUCAGAAAACUACCAGUGCAUGCAGACUCAAGUGUCCGCAAAACGCCACCACCCACCCUUCCAAAAACAGUGUGUAUCAAGAGGAGUUCAUCCGAGAAGAUCCAUGAAGAAUGGUGCAAGUUAAAUGACUCGGCAAGUCAACACGACAAGCAAGUGCCUCCUGCAGUGCCUACUGGUCAACUCAACAAGCAAGCGCCUCCUGUACUCGACAAAUCAGUGCCUCCUGUACUCAACAAGCCAGCGCCUCAUGCAGAUCCUUCUGUGCCUCCUGUACCUGCAAAGCCUCCCCUUUCAUCUCUCCCUCCUAAAAAAAACAAGGAACUACCAGAAAUCAAGAAGGAGUUAAAGUUAUUCAGGAAACUUUUGAAUCAACAGAAGGAUGUUGAUAUUACUAAGAUAGAAAUCAGUAAUGUCAACUUCACGGGGCGUAUUGUGGACAGCAGAGGUGGUCGUCUCCAGCUGAAAUCACAUGGUGUAGUCCUCUACAUACCACCUGGUGCUCUUGGAGAUGAGCCGCAGGAAAUAUUCGUCUACGUUCAACAGAACUUGACGUCAUCUUCUCAGAAUGGGUUUGUUACACCCAUUGUUCAUUGCGGCACCUCUGGGCUCAAGUUCAACAUUCCAGUCAUUCUGAGCUUCCCUGUCCAUGUCAAAGAUUCUUCUCAAUGGAAGUUGUCUGGGGUCCGUCAAGAUUCGUCCACCGAACCAUGGGCAGACAUUCCCGACUGCUCAAGCGAUACCAUACUGGUUAAUGACAAUCUUUGUACGGUAGUCGUUGAUCAUUUUACAGGGUUUGGUUUGGUUGGUUGUCCCAACGUACCGCAGCCUUCUUUAAUACCAAUCAGAAUCAAGGUUUAUAACUCGCAGACCAACGGCAUAGAUCCGGUGCACGGUUGUGUGAAGUUACAAGUUUAUUUCUGCGAUGAAUCAACAGAGACAUGUGAGUCAAUCAAGGAACGAGAGAAGGACAGCAAGUUGUUGCUGGAUAAAUCGCGAGGAUUCUUUUUGCACGUCAGCAAUAGGGGUCCCAACAAUGCCAAUCUGGAUGUGACAUUUGAACUUGAAUGUUUAAAUCAACUCUGGAAAACAUCCUUCAAAAAACAGGUAUUUUCGUUGGCAAGAUGUGACGUCGACCAAUUUGAGGAAUCCUGCACCCUGAAUCUUAAAGUCCGACCUCAGGAGGCUGCAAUGGGCGCUGACUAUCGACCACUUGAAUGUGAAAUCGGUAUUUGUCAGAGCUCAUAUGAGGAGUUUGGAGUGACUGUCCGGGUAGUUGAUGAGAUUGGUGUUCGGAGUGAAAGAGAAAGCAUGGAUUAUCAUGGCAUGAGUAUUCUCCGACUGAAUGAGUUUGACCCAAUGUCUCUUGGAAGGUGCCGCAAACUCUCUCAUAAACUUGACUCUGAACGUCGCUGGAGGCUACUCGUCAAGCCAUGUUUCAUCGGGCAGGAAGCCGAGCGGGACUUUGAUAAACAUCUCCACCCUUCGUCCGCUGUGCUUGGCAUUGUUUUUUUGCAGGGUUUGAGGAGGAGAGAGUCAUCAAUGAUGACCUUAGUGCGAUUGGAAUCGAUGCUUAAUGAGUGCAAGUUGUUCAGAGCAGCUCAACUAGUUCAUGAUGACAUUGAGGAGUUGAAGGAGAAAUGUUCAGGCAAAGACAAUGGAGAGGUUUUUGUUCACUCAAUACAAUGUUCAGAUGAUGUACACAGCGACAGUGAUGAGGCAAAAUUACAUGUACAACGCCCAAUACGGAAUCCAGUCAAGGAUGAUGAUGAUGUUUACGAGCUGAUAUCAUCUGAUUUUCAAGGCGGAAACAAUGAUGAACGAGCGAGUAACCAUCUCCAAAAUAGAAUCCCGGAAGAAAAUGAUGAAAAUCCAAACCAAAUUCGCACAUUGCAAUCAAACCCGGUCAUUCUACCAGACACAGGACCAAACAAUUCUAGAAGUUUGCGAGGGCAGCGUCAAAGCCAAGAACCAGUCCAGAAUGAUUGGCCUUCAGAGCACUCGCGUUAUCAGAAUGUGCCACUAAAAGCAAGCUCGGACAGACCUAGUAAUAAUGGUUAUACAAGUUUUACUGUUGGAAACAAAAAACCCAAGUAAGUACUAUAGGUCUAAGUACAUUUAAGGGACUUGUUGCCUUGGAUCAGGUUUUUUGUUACUCCACAAAAUGGUCGACCUUGUUAGUUUACCAAAAAAAAAGGAUAACCCGAAGCACAGUGUCUGGAUCAGUACAUUUAUACAAAUCUUUAUCAUCGAGUAUUUCAGAACAAACGGUUUCAAAUGCUUUUCAAAGACCAACUCGCCCAAUCCAAGGCAACACCCUUUAAUGAAACACAAUAUGGAAUCUUUGUUAAUCAAUACUAAACCAGGACUUGUAUGUUACAGUUUUAAAUCGAGCAAACAUAACACCCCAACAAGCAAAAUAACAAAAACAUGAAGGCCGUGAUCGAAUUGUCGGCCACGGUUAUGUUGCGGAUAUGGCUAGAUCACCACAUCAUCAUGUGUUGUAGUAAAAGACGUCCUUAGAAACAGUCGUGGCCUGAGCCGUUGCUGCCAAUGGGAGAGUUUCCAAUGCUAGGGCGCAGCAGACUUACUGGGUAAAUUUCCAUUGUUUACGUAGUUCUGAACAUGCACAUAAUUCUGAGAACAAUGUAUUUAACCGGUAAGUCUGCUGCCACCUAUCGUCCCAGAAAGUCUCCUAUUUGUUGUGUGACUUUGCUCAGCCCCACUGGCACGGUUGUAGCUAGACCAAUUUUAGUGGAGGGCUAGGGAACUUGAUUUUUUUUUUUUUUGACGUCUUCCAAAGGCGAGUGGAUCAACAAAUUUAUUCAUGUUAAGUUACUGGAUGGACUAUCAAGUUUCUGCAAAUGAAAGUUUCUCAGUGGUUUCUUUCCCUGCCUUUCACUUCUGUGCAUCCUGGGUCGAAUCACACCUUAAAGGAACAUGUUGCCUUGGAUCGUUCCAGUUGGUCUUUGAAAAGCGUUUGUAACCGUUUGUUAU